AUGUCGCCUUCACGGUUCUCCUCACUGCCUAAGGACAUCGUGUGGCAAGUCUUGGCCCGCGUGCCGAAACGCUCAUACCCACUCCUCGCUUGCGCCUCCAAGAACUUCCGUCUUCUUGUUCGUUCCCCGGAGAUUCACAAGAUUCGCUCUCUCCUCCGCAAAGAUUCCCUCUACAUCUGCUUCAUGGACAAAACCAACCGUCCCCAGACCCCACACUGGUUCACUCUCCGCAGAGCCGAGAAUAAUCCGUUAGAGAACGAGUACGUCUCCGUCGAUCUUGCCUUUCCUGAUCACGACGAGUCCAACGCCUCGAUCAUCGCAUAUGGCCCGGAGAUUUUCUUUAUAUGCGGAGCACACGUUCACUCAUCGAACCUGUGGGUCUUUGACUCUCGCUCUGGACAGUUUCGCCGAGGACCAAGCAUGAACGUGACUCGAAUGUACAAGAGCGUGGGGUUAGUCGGAAGUAAGAUAUACGUGGUCGGAGGCAACAUGGCCGGUGACAUUGAAGCCGAGUCGUUUGACCUGAAGACGGAAGCUUGGGAGCCAGCGCCGAGUCUUGAGGAAGAGAUGACGUGGCUCUCGGCUGCCACGGUGUCACUAGACAGGAAGGUUUGCGCGUUGAUGCUUGUUGGAGCCUGCGCUGUUUGCUACGAUACUAGGGAUGGUUCUUGUACGGAGUUCAAGAUCAAAAUCGAAGAGUGGUGGAAAACGGGUGCGUGUGUAAUCGAUAAUGUGCUCUACGUUUAUUACGGUAGACCCGGGUUGAUGUGGUAUGACACUAAGAUGAGGGUAUGGAGAGUGGUAACUGGUUUGGGUGAUCUCAAGAAGGUUCGGUCUGUUGGAAUGGUGGAAUACUAUGGAAAGUUGGCGGUUUUGUGGAAAGAACAUAGUGGUGGUGCAACGAAGGAGAUUUGGUGUAGAAUGAUUAGUUUGGAGAGGAGUGAAGAUGGGAUCAGUGGGACUGCAGAAGAAUCGUCUCAGCUUCUGGGGAGUGUGCCUCGUUGCUUUAGGUUGCACCGUGUUCUAUCUGUUUCAGACUAG
Messenger RNA from Brassica rapa (field mustard), 1041 nucleotides. RefSeq names its product F-box/kelch-repeat protein At2g44700. Lineage: Eukaryota; Viridiplantae; Streptophyta; Magnoliopsida; Brassicales; Brassicaceae. The record is from RefSeq and is a predicted model, not a curated record. Gene Ontology annotation, molecular function: protein binding.